AUGUGGUACCGCUCAGCCUCUUUCAUUCUCGAUAAUCGGAAGCUUAGGAACGACGCCGUAUCAUACCUCGAGAGCCAACAGCUAUCCCCCGCCAACACGGCAUCCUCCAUCACCAUGCCCACCGAAAACCCUGAUCCGAAAAUCUCCCUUUACUAUCAGACACGCGCCGCUCACCAUGGAGUCGUGACUACUGACUGGCUCGCUCAGGCUGAAGCCGCUGUGACCUGCCACUCUGAUGACGAUCCUUCCAAGAAUUCCGUCGGCGGCGGGGAAGAUUCUGAAGAGAGGUUUAAUGUGGUGGACGAGUUCAAGAACUGGCGGAAACAGCCCGAUUUGGCGGAAGCUGUGGCGGCUAUUAAGGCUUUGGCUUCAGUUAUUCGGUCGACCCAAGCCACCACUAUGAUGGAGCUCGAAAUUGAGCUCAAAAAGGCCGCUGACUCUCUAAAGUCAUGGGACACUACCUCUAUCUCUUUAACAGCUGGCUGCGAUCUGUUUAUGCGUUACGUAACGAGAACUUCUGCUCUAGAAUAUGAGGACUUCAACUCAGCCAAAUCUCGCCUUCUUGAACGUGCUGAGAAGUUUGGCGAGUUAUCAUUAAAGGCUCGAAGAACAAUUGCAAUGCUCAGUCAAGAUUUUAUAUUUGAUGGUUGUACCAUUUUGGUGCAUGGUUCCUCGCGUGUUGUUUUGGAGGUUUUGAGAACAGCAGCACAAAAUAGGAAACUCUUUCGAGUGUUCUGUACUGAGGGAAGACCUGACAGGACAGGAUUGUGGUUGUCCAAUGAGCUUGCCAAGCUUGAUAUUCCUGUGAAGCUUUUAAUAGACUCCGCUGUGGCAUAUAGCAUGGACGAGGUAGACAUGGUUUUCGUAGGAGCAGAUGGAGUGGUUGAAAGUGGAGGCAUAAUAAAUAUGAUGGGCACGUACCAAACUGCAUUGGUGGCUAAAAGCAUGAACAAACCAGUUUAUGUUGCUGCAGAAAGCUACAAGUUUGCUCGACUCUAUCCUCUGGACCAAAAAGACAUGGUACCUGCUUUACGUCCGAUUGAUUUUGGAGUACCUAUUCCGUCCAAGGUUGAGGUUGAAACAUCUGCCCGGGAUUAUACGCCACCUCAGUAUCUUACGUUACUCUUCACAGAUUUGGGGGUCCUAACCCCAUCAGUAGUAAGUGACGAGCUCAUCCAGCUAUACCUAUAA
Fraxinus pennsylvanica is the source of this 1191-nucleotide messenger RNA. The record is from the annotation of a GenBank genome assembly. Lineage: Eukaryota; Viridiplantae; Streptophyta; Magnoliopsida; Lamiales; Oleaceae.